CGGAUAUAGGCCUGAAAGCGCGGCUCUCGCGAGAACUCCUGUCUCCGCCCAGCCUUCCAGCGACGCCCUUGCAGCCAUAUUGCUUGUGGGCAGGAACCUGAGACUGACGGCUAGAGAACCAGGCACCGCGGACUCUGCGGUCCUUGGUCUCUGACUUCGUCAUCCUGGUCUGCAUGACUUUCUGAGAUUCUGCCCCAGUUCUUGCUUUUGGAGGAGACCAGACUCCGGCCCUGUCGGCCCGUACCGGGUGGUCUGCCACCCCACGUCCAUGACUAAGCCCUAGGAAGGAGCGCCCUGCUCGCAGAUCCACCCGAGGGAACGAACGUCGGGGACCUGUCUACCCGCAAAGCAAGUGCUGUGAAGAUUGCUCUGGGAAAAAAGGAAGGAUGCCGCUCUUUUUCCGGAAGCGGAAACCCAGUGAGGAGGCUCGGAAACGCCUGGAGUAUCAGAUGUGUCUGGCAAAAGAAGCUGGGGCAGAUGACAUUCUUGACAUCUCUAACUGUGAGCUCUCAGAGAUUCCAUCUGGGGCUUUUGCAACAUGCAAAGUUCUACAGAAGAAGGUGUUGAUUGUCCACACAAAUCACCUCACUUCCCUGCUUCCUAAAUCCUGCAGCCUCCUGAGUCUCGCAACCAUCAAGGUUCUGGACCUUCAUGAUAACCAGCUGACAGCCCUUCCUGAUGAUAUAGGGCAGCUGACAGCCCUCCAGGUCUUAAAUGUGGAAAGGAAUCAACUGACGUCCCUCCCACGUUCCAUCGGGAACCUGAUCCAGCUCCAGACCCUCAACCUGAAAGACAACAAGCUGAAGGAGCUUCCAGACACCCUGGGGGAGCUUCGGAGCUUACGCACCCUCGACAUCAGCGACAACAAGGUUCAGAGGUUGCCACAGAUGCUGGCGCACGUUCGAACCCUGGAGACUCUGAGCCUCGACGCGUCGUCCAUGGUUUACCCCCCUCAGGAGGUGUGCAGCGCUGGCACCGAGGCCAUUCAGCAGUUCCUCUGCAAAGCGUUGGGGCUGGAAUACUACCCCCCUUCUCAGUACCUGCUGCCUGUUCUGGAGCAAGAUGGAACCAAGACCUCCCAAGACAGCCCUGAUGGGCCUUCAGACAGAUUCUGCAGGGAGGAGGUGGAGUGGCAGAACAGGUUCUCUGACUAUGAGAAGAGAAAGGAGCAGAAGAUGCUGGAGAAACUUGAGUUUGAACGGCGCCUGGAACUUGGGCAGAGAGAGCAUGCCCAGCUCCUUCAGCAGAGCAACAGUCAGAAGGACGAGAUCCUCCAGACGGUCAAGGAGGAGCAGUCCCGGCUGGAGCAGGGCCUGAGUGAGCGCCAGUGCUACCUGGAUGCAGAGCGUCAGCGGUUGCAGGAGCAGCUGAAGCAGACGGAGCAGAGCAUCUCCAGCAGGAUCCAGAAGCUCCUGCAGGAGAAUCAGAGGCAAAAGAAGAACUCCGAGAUUUUGAAGUCCCUGGAAAAUGAAAGAAUAAGAAUGGAACAGUUGGUGUCCAUAACCCAGGAGGAGACAGAGAACCUGCGUCGCCGUGAGGUCGCCUCCGCCAUGCAGCAGAUGCUGUCCGAGGUCUACCAGAGCCGGCUCAUCCAGAUCGCCUGUGAGGCCCAUGGGCAGAACUUGGUCCAGCAGACCUGUUCCAGCAUGGCUGAAAUGGGUGAACGGUUCCAGCAGAUUCUUUCACGGCAACAGAUGGAUAAGAAGAAGGUCAUCAGCCAGAUCCUGCAGGAGAGUGCCAUGCAGAAGGCCGCGUUCGAGGCGCUCCAGGUGAAGAAGGACCUGAUGCAUCGGCAGAUCUGGAAGCAGAUUAAAUUAAUAGAAACUGAGUUAUUGCAGCUGACACAGCUGGAGUUAAAGAGGAAAUCACUGGACACAGAGGCACUACAGGAAAUGAUCUCGGAGCAGCGCUGGGCCCUGAGCUCCUUGCUCCAGCAGCUGCUCAAAGAGAAGACGCAGCGAGAGGAGGAGCUUCGGGAGAUCCUGAUGGAGUUAGAAGCCAAAAGCGAGAGCAAGCAGGAAAAUUACUGGCUGAUUCAGUAUCAGCGGCUUUUGAACCAGAAACCCCUGUCCUUGAAGCUGCAGGAGGAGGGCCUGGAGCGCCAGCUGGUGGCCCUGCUGGUGGAACUGUCAGCGGAGCACUACCUGCCUAUCUUCGCCCACCACCGCAUCUCGCUGGACAUGCUGAGCCGGAUGGGCCCCCGGGACCUGGCCAAGGUGGGCGUCUCUGAGGCCGGCCUGCAGCACCAGAUCCUGCGCAGAGCCCAGGAGCUGCUGGACGCGGCCAGAACCCAGCCAGAGCUGCUCACACCUCCCAAGGACGAGGUCCUCCCCACGGCCCCUGAGGAGCCUCCCGAGUCAGUGGAACCGUCAGCUCCCCCCGAAGAGCUGGAGGCACAGAUCUCGGAGUGUGUUGUGUGCCUGGAGCUGGAGGCGCAGGUGAUCUUCCUCAACUGCGGCCACGUCUGCUGCUGCCGGCAGUGCAGCCAGCGCCUGCGCACUUGCCCGCUGUGCCGCCAGGACAUCGUCCAGGGCCUCUGCAUCUACUCCAGCCGCUGAGCACCGGCCGCCGCCCCCGCAGGCCCAGGGCUUCAGCCCCCCGAGUCCUGGGCCCUUGUCCCCGCAGCCUGGGAGGGCACCCCAACCCUUGCUCUCCAAGCACGCCCGGGCCAGGCGGGGACAGCGGCGUUCCUGACCAGGGACGUAGCCGGUCUGAACACCGUGGAGGAGGACAGGACCCCUCGCCACACGAGGACAGGGUCUGGGUGGGGUGAGGCGGCUGUGCAUCCAUCUGAGCACAGGACCGAGGGUCCUGGCCACUGUGGCUCUGCCACUUCCCGGCCCCUCCAGCAGCCUCAGCGUCCUCAUCAGGGGAACACUGGUUGGGGGGGGGGGUGCCUGGGGGGCGGGCAGGGGAGCACCAUGGCCCGUCCUCAGGUUGACUGGCCAGACUGUGUUCAGUGGGGACCCUGGACCCCAGGCAGCAUGGGCGCCCCCUUGCCUCCCUCUCUCCUGCUCCCGCUGCUCUCCAGAUCUGCGCCUCCUCCCCUGACGCAGCUCACAGGCAGGUGCUGGGCUUUGCAAGCCCGAAGCAGGAAAGUUAAUAAACCCACCUCCAUCCUGCUC
Sus scrofa (pig) is the source of this 3125-nucleotide messenger RNA. RefSeq names its product leucine rich repeat and sterile alpha motif containing 1 (gene LRSAM1). The record is from RefSeq and is a predicted model, not a curated record. Gene Ontology annotation, cellular component: cytoplasm. Gene Ontology annotation, molecular function: ubiquitin-protein transferase activity; protein binding. Gene Ontology annotation, biological process: protein ubiquitination. Lineage: Eukaryota; Metazoa; Chordata; Mammalia; Artiodactyla; Suidae.